Schizosaccharomyces japonicus yFS275 is the source of this 9279-nucleotide messenger RNA. RefSeq names its product HECT domain containing protein. Gene Ontology annotation, biological process: protein ubiquitination. Gene Ontology annotation, molecular function: ubiquitin-protein transferase activity; ubiquitin protein ligase activity. NCBI's taxonomy places the organism in Eukaryota, Fungi, Ascomycota, Schizosaccharomycetes, Schizosaccharomycetales, Schizosaccharomycetaceae. The record is from RefSeq and is a predicted model, not a curated record. The coding region runs from base 1 to 9279 and encodes 3092 amino acids. The transcript is spliced from 4 exons. Gene Ontology annotation, cellular component: nucleus; cytoplasm.
AUGUUGAUUAACAUAUCUUCCAGAAAUAGAUCAUUCAAUGCUCCUCAAAUUGUAACGGAUUUAGUUCAUAGAUUCGAGGAUAGCAACAGUGCUUUGGAAAACAGAAUUGAUUUGCUGCAAGAACUUCAUGAAUUCCAAAACUCUGGUUGGUGCUAUCCUAGAGGUGACUUGAACACAUGGAUUCCUGUUCUAAACUUUUUUGAUGAGAUCCUUCGGGAGGUCAUUGAAGAACAUCGUCUGCUUGCUGCUCAGACAAUCCCAUUCUCGGAAAAGGCAAAACAGAUCGUUGUGAUAAUUUUACAGUUCGUGUCCUUUCUCAUGGAUCAUUGUGCGAAUCGCACUCUCUUCAAUUCUUCAGAUCGUCUGACGGAUUUGCUGCUGACCACUGACGACGACGUAUUAUAUUACACCCUUCAGCUUGUUCUUCGCAUCGGACAACAUGCAAAUGGACUUAAAUUUGGGAAGAAAGCGUACAAGCUACCCAUUGACAGAUUACGAUUGCUUUCUCUCUGUUUUCCAGACACUUGUCAAUACGAGGAUUCAGAAUCAUUUCCUGACUUAAUAGCUGACGAAGAUCUGGCUCAGUUCUCUUCGUGGGGACAGAUCUCCUUUACUUUCUAUCCUGAGGUCCAAACUUGCGUUGACGAAAACUCGUCAAAAACGGAGAAAAAGGCAAGGCGAAAAAAACAGCGCUGCGUUUCUAGAACCUCAAAAUUACAUCUCCAUCAUUCCAUAUUUGAAUCGCGCUCUUUAGAAGGUUACUUCCAAGACAUCUGUUCAUCUCACCGCAUUCCUGCAGAAAGGCAGUAUGAACUCUUGGUGACUUUGAGAAAAAUGCGCGCAUUUAGAAAUCAUAGGGACUUCUUGCGGAUGAUCCGUAUUGGCAUGCUUAGUUUGGCCUCCAUUGCCUAUGUCAUAAACGAAACUGAGUUUCAGUCUCUAUUAAGCGUGCAUCAUUCGGAUCUUCCUGCGUUUGUGCUUUCCAUUUUAAGCAGUAAUGACUCAAAGAUCGGGACGUUGCAAGACGAUGCGUUACGGUUAUUAGUAGCAAUGUCACAACAUCGGCCGCUUCUCAAAAAUCAUAUUCUUACUGCCUUGAAUAUUCCCAUGUCGCACGGAUGCUUCUAUAAAAUACUGAAGAAUGUACUUCUUUCAUUAGAUUCUGACAAACCAGCUGUUUCAAACGAUUUUACCAUUACGGUUUUCAAUUACAUAGAUUUUCUAUCGUCAACACAACCGGGGGGUGUAGCCCUCUGCAAUCCUCUGAUCAUGAAAACGUUGCUCAGUGUUUAUGAUAACACUCGUGCAAGUGCUCUAAGAAUUACGGUGCGGGUUACCGAAAUCUUGGAUCAUUUAAUUUAUGCCUUCACAGCAGCCUUGCCUUGUUCGUUGAAGCGAAAGGAACAAGCUAUCUUGUCAAGCGCGUCACUUCUGAAGUUAAUUCUGCGCUCCGGUGGUUUGCUUGAGUUUCGAAAUCUGAUUGAAACAUCACUCGUUGCAACCUUAAAGACUAUAAUGGACUUCGCAAGUGAUUUUGGUGCAAAAAAUCAUGCACUUGCAAUCAGUAUCAUGUCUGCAUUUAUUCAUAAUGAGCCAACGGCAUAUUCAAUUCUCUAUGAAGCUGGCCUUCCGAAUUCGUUCUUUGCCUCCAUAAAGAAAAAUGCGGCACCUUCUGUAUCAUUAUUUCUCUCGCUUCCCACAGCUUUUGAAGCAAUUUGCUUAAAUCAAACUGGUUUUGAACUUUUUAAGUGCGCGAACCCAUUUUCAUAUUUGUUUUCUUCCUUUUACAGCGAAAGUCAUUGUAAAGUUUUACUUGAUAGCGACUUUGCUGGCGUAUUGGGUAAUUGCUAUGAGGAAUUGAUAUGUCAUCAUCCUAAAUUAAAACAUUUACUUUUUGAUGAAGUCCUACAUUGCUUGCAGAGUAUAUCUGAAAAGCAGAAGUCUGAUUUUGAUUGCUUGGCUCUUCCCGAAACACUUCAGAAGAAUGAUGCUUUAAUAAUAAGUGUCUACGAUGAUGGUCUUCGUGGCUCUACGCAGCCAGUACUCUUGCAAUAUAUUGAUGUGUUUUCUCGAUUCCUCGAGGGUUUGUUAACUGAUUCAUCACGUUGCCAUGAUUUUAUCGAAAUGGGGUUCUCGAGCAAGUUUCUUGACUUGUAUAACUUCAAGCUUCCGGCAUUUUUCCCUAAUUCAUCAGCGGUUGAUGCAAUGUCUAGUACACUUCGACUCAUUGCUGAUGCGGAUUUGCAGAAGGCAGUCGAACCCUUGCUUUCUGCACUUGUUUCAUUAUUGGAUGAUUUGGAUUACUCAAAGCUAAGAGAUUACAAAUCAUCGAGGUUUGAGUCAUUACUUGACGGCAUUUUAGAUGCAGAAAAUCUUGUGAAGAUGUCUGAAGUACAAAAUCUUGUGAAGCUACAAUCAAUGAUUGCUACUUUGCAGGAUUUUAUCUCUGCGCCUCUGUUUUCGAGUAACCAUACCAUGGAUCUCUGUCAGCUAGUUUUUUCCGCUGAAGAACAAUACUCUCUGCUAAAAAAACUAGGAAAUGUUCGAAAGACACUUCUUAUAGAGGAAUUGAAUUUGUGUUUCACCGUUCCUGAAAGAUGGAGGGAUGCCACAUGCACGCGUUUAAAAAAGCGUGAUAUAAAAGAUCGAAUGCUGUCGUUAUAUAAAGAACUGGAUUCACUUUCAUUGAGACGAUUUGAAAGAUUCAGAAGUUUGCGAUAUGUUCUUUCCUCGGUUCCAUCGAUUAUCAAUAGUAUCUUCCUUGGUCUGGUGCACCUUUGCUCUCGGAAAGUGUUUGCGGGAACAAUAAAAUUUAAGCGUACUGAUACUGGUUUGAUGCUCGCUAGCUUUCUUCGUGAACAACUCUGCUUUUUACCAAGUGAUGAUUCUUGUGAAAGCUUUACUGUACUAUCUUACAAUUCUGCCACUCUCUCUUUGUUACAGAGUCUUUUUGUGAAUGAAAAGUACCAAGAAUUCCUCCACUUUUUCUGUUCUUGUCUUCAUAAAUGGGAUUCGUUUAAGUACAUCUUUAACCUUCUUGAGCUAUCUUUGUCUGUCCUUCUCAAUAACUCAAAAGAAACAGACUCUUGUCUUAGUCAUACAGCCGCGGGUUGCUUGAGGCUAAUUGUGUCUGUAAUUUCUCGGUUAUAUGACUUGGAAUCAAAAUUUGGAACGUCGAAGGAUUUGACACUUAAUGAAAACUUGGAAAGCGUUGAAGUGCUUAGUGAGAAUGAGAACAUUUGCGAUUCUUUAUUAACGAUGUAUUAUCCUACAAUGCUUGAGUUAUGGAAAAGUUCGAAAAGCUUCUGUUUCUCUCGUCCAUUUCACAGAGAAAUGGUUUUACUGUUCUCUGCUGUAACCAAAAACACAAAUUCGGAAUUAAUACUGAACUCCGUCUCGUCUCCUGGUUCCUGGAAAUCUACGUUGACCUUCUUACCUGAGCGGACUGUGCAGAAAAAAGUUAAGCUUAAGCAUUGGGAAAGAGAAACAGAAUUUGUACAUGACCUCUUGGAUAUUUUGAAAACUGAACAAGCAAUUCCUUUUGAGCUUUCAAAACUUUCUCAUAUUUUCUUUCAAACGAGGGGACAGAAGAUCUGGUUCGUUAAUUAUAUUACCAAUGCUUACUUCACAAAACAACGUUUGUUACAGAAAUUACAGUUGGAGCAUAGAAACAUUUUUGAGUUCCUUGUGGUAUUUAUAAAUGAUACAAGAUUUCCGAGGGCAUCACAUUCCACGAUUAAGAAAUUAUUAAGUCACUGCAUCUUCAUGCUAAAUAAUGAAUCACUCUAUAACCAAGAGCGACAACUUUGGGUUCCUUCUUGUCUAAUGCUACUCGAUAGUUGUCUAUUCAAAGACCAAUUAGCAACUUUAAAACAGGCAACUCGAAACAUGCAUAAGAGUGGUAUUCUACAAACUCAGGAUUUAAAGAAGGUUUAUGUUUGUUGUUCUAAGGAGCUGAAACUCAACGUCUCAUUAUUGUCAACAGUGUCUUUACUACGAAUAUUUGCCCGUCUUACAACCAUCCCGGAACUCGCUUAUGCCUUUAUACACGAUUGUCUUGGUGAUGCCUUAAACUCAGUUAAGCAGCACAAUUCUCGUUUACCAAAACUUCAGCAUCUAUUCAUGAGUGUUCUUAGGAAUAUCUUUGAGACGGAAGACAUGGUGAAACAUACUAUGCGUGUAGAGCUGUACGACUACUUUACAAAAAAGGCGCAUUCCUCAUCUGUCGAUUCACAAACAUUUACGGAUUCAUUUGCAUAUUUUGCUGUGAGAAAUGUUUGUGCUCUAAAUUCUGUAAUUGGAGAGCUCUGCUUUUUAAAGGAGGGAGGGACUGAUGCAGAAACUAGUUUGACGUUGAAGCGAGAUUAUCCUAAUCCAAGAACCGUUAAUCCAUCACUGGAAAUCAUUAAUGAUAAUAUAAAUUAUUUUUUGUCUUCGCUUUUUAUGGAACUUACGGAUUCUGUAACAAAAUCAUUUGCUUUAAUUGAAGGGAUGGAUAAAUCUCAAUUAUCGGGUCUCGUUGAUGUUGAUAUCAAUGAACUCGAAACCGAACUUUCUCACUCUCAGUACAUUUUGAAGAUCUUUGUGGAAUUACUGUGCAACUUCAGCGCUGCCAGAACAUGGUUUUGUCAAAUUCCUCAUACGUGGGAUAAGACCAGUGGUACUUCGAAUGCGUGUAAGCAAAACACUUUGAAGUACAUUAUAGAAGAAAUUAUUUGUGCUUAUUAUCCGAUGGUAACGCUUGACAAACUGACAUCUCUUCUAAAAGCUUUGUCAGAGGCUGGAAUCGCAGUAGUGAUAGCAUUAUGCCAAUGUCCGUCUAUAGCAGAGGAAGCCGUUUUCGAAUGCAUUACUAUAAAUGUGAUUAAGGAUUUAUGUUCGUCUUUACAGCAUCAAUUAUUAUGCCCAUCUACGCAAGCGGAACGCUAUCAUCGACUUCGUUGUAUAUCUAAUACUGUUCAUGGUUUGGUUUCUCCGUCUAGUUUUUUUACAAACUCCAAACUGAAAACUUCGUCGAAGGCCUGUGGUUAUAUUCUGCAACAACUUGUUUCCAACGAUAUGAUAUCCCUUCUUGUCUCUGCUACAACUACUAUCGAUCUCAGUUAUCCUGACGCACACGACUGUCUAAAGACUAUCUGUGUGCCUUUGAAACAGUUAGUUUUUUUCGCUCUUGAUCAUAGUAGUCUUUUUGUAUCUAUGUCAAGCAAUACGGAGUUACUUGAUUGUGACUCUGAUUCGUCUUCAGUUAGUUAUGACGACGAUAUGCCAAACGUGUACAGGAAUUCUGUUCUUGGACUUACCACUGCAACGCAGCAUUCAAACCAUUCAAGCCAGAAUGUUGAAAGUGCCAUUAGCGACAGGGACCUUGAUGAUGACGAUAGCAACUCCUCGGUUGUAUAUCCUGCAUAUGCAGAGAAUAUGCGGGGUGCUGAAUCGACCGAAAGCAGCGAGGAAAGCGAAGACGGUGAUGCUUAUACAAGAACAGAAGUUAGGGCUGCUGCCAAUGACGACGUAAAUUUCACAAACAAUGCAACUGGUACAAGUGAUGGGAACUCCACGAUCAAUAUAUUUGCGGACAACGAGACUAUUGCCGGUGCUAGCUCUACUCCUAUGGUCACAGAAAAUGCUGUCACUGAACCUAUGUCAGAAGGAAACAGUGAUGUAAGUGUCCAUUUCACCAAUACGCAAAGGGACGAAGAGAAUGAUGAUUCUAGUUCCUUUUCUUCAUCCACUAAUAAUGAAGUCCUUGAUGGACGUGACUCUCUCAUAUGGCAUUCUCAACGUACAUCAGCAGGAUUAAGCACUCGUUUAAGACGGCCUUGUUUAUUGCAUAGGUCUGUGGCAUCUCGGUUUUCACCAAACGAAAAUCACUCCCUAAAUCCGAUUACUGAAGAUUUAGGGCUCUGGACUAACUACGAAAAUGAAAAGAUUUCCGGGCUAGACUCUUGGGUAACUAUUGAUGGUAAACUGGUGGGCACCGCAGCUGUCCAAACGUUCUUUGAUUCUUCGAAGAUCUCAACAGAAGCAAUAAGUAUCUCUGAAGGGGAGUUUGAAAGAUGGCUGAUAUCGGCGCUGUAUCCCAAAAACCUUGGUCGCUUCUUUAAAAGCCAAAACACGUUUUACGGACAAAAAGGGAAGGAAAGUUAUACAAAAUUUUUCACGCCUUUAAGCACGCCUCAGAGAUGGGAAAGCUCAAUUGAGUUUCUAUAUGGUUAUGAUUACCUAUCAGCGGUUAAACGGGACAUGUUCAAGGGUAUUAAAAACUUUGUUAGCUACAAAGAUGACGAGAUCUCAGAAAAAGACCAAUCUCAGGUCAAAGAAGUAUCAAUGUCGGCUACAGGCUCUCUUAACGUAAGCCCCUGUCGAUAUGAACAGCAUAAUGCUACUAGCAAUAAUGUGUUAUCUGUUAUCGGUGGUUCAAAUAAUGAGCACAAUGUUGAUGCUGGAUUUUUGGAAGCAUUACCUGAUGAAUUAUUAGAUGAAGUGCUUAAUCGUGACGUUUCUGAACAAGCAAUUCCAGAGCGACCACUUAAUCAUAUAGAGGAAGGAUUUUUGGAAGCCUUGCCCGAUGACAUUCGCGCAGAAAUCACUUCCUAUAGUAAUCUCCGUGGAAAUAUCCAUCACGGCGUAGAGGACAAUAUUUCUGAACAUGGGGCAUCUUCCUCAACUGCUGCGCCUGAAGGAAGAAAUACAGAAUUAGUUGAUGGUGUAUCGUCUCCUAUCAUUCCGACAUUUAGUUCUUCGGAUAUCCAACUUCCUCAAUUGAAAGCCUAUUCAAACCGAGUAGCGAAACCGGAGCGUACAUGGAAUAAUUUGCAUUUAUUUGAGAUUACCGGAGUCGCUUCGCUUCUAAAACUUCUUUUUACUUAUGAUGGUACUUGCCAAAAUUUGAUCUUUGAUAUUGUCUUGAAGAUUUGUGAAAACAAGCAGAAUCUUUUUGACGUAUUAGAACUUUCACUGUUCAUCGUCGUUCAACUUGCAUCGGUACGACCUUCUGCUCAAAAUUGCUAUACCGUUGUCUCCAAAUUAGCAGAAAAAAGUAUCAGAAACGCUGCUUUGAAGUCCGGUUUUAAUGGGGUUAUGCAACGAAAAACAUCACUCAAUGCCAUUUCCAAUGACAUCAAUGCUAAAAACAUAUCAUCUUUGUUGGGAAAGUUCAUUGAUUUAUUGGUAUAUUUAACUGAGUGGAACCCGACUUUUGGCAACUGCUUUUUCGAAAAGGUGAAUAUAAAGAAGUUUGAACAGAACGGGGCUCGACGUGCUCGGGAUUGCCAUAUGUUUCCGUUUUACAUCAUCCUGAGCCUGCUAAAAUCUAAACGAAUCACUUCUAAUCGAACCUUACUUGAAGGAUUAGCCCUUUUGUUAUCAAAGGUGACAAAGUUUUUGUGCAACCAAUCCAAAGUUUAUGAUGGUAUGAUAUUGCAAAGGGAAAGAGAAGGUAUUUACGAUGAACGGAAACACACGUUUAGUGUAAAAUUCUCUCCCAAAUUCACUAAACAUUUGGCCUGUGUCUUUUCUUUGAAAUAUUGCAACAGCAUUGUUUUCACGAAUGCAUUAAGGGCAAUGGACAAUUUGUGCAUUUAUGGAAAAUGUUUUGGCUCAUUUCUUCAUGAAUUACUUAGACAAUCAAGCAUGAAGGUCAGUGCGGUGGAACAGAUGUUGAAAGUUAUCUUACAUUCUCUCGGCUCAUUGGCGAUUGAACAGACAAUGGUUUCUAUUUUUGCAUCCGUUCCAAGUUUCUGUUUUGAGCAAACAAAUUUGCUUCAAAAUUUAAAGGCGCUUGAAUUUCUGUGUGAAAAGCAUUCCUUGGCACUUUUUGUUAAUGAAUGUGAUCUAAUGUUUUCCGUUCCACUUUGGGAAAGUCUCUUAAAUUUGCUUGAUAAUGUUCCGGAUGCCACCAGGAAGUUAGAAAUUGCCCGUUUUCUUCUACCUUUAAUUGAAUCUUUCAUGAUCGUGUCUAACCUUACCAUGUUAAUUAAUCGACUGAAACAAGAGAAGACUAAUAUCCGUAUCGAACAUAUGUUUCAACAGUUUACUGGCAAAUAUCGAGUACUCCUGAAUACUCUUGUUAGGGAGAACGAAACACUUAUGAGUGGUUCUUUCUCUAUACUAAUGAAGAACUCAUACAUGCUUGAUUUCGAUAACAAGCGUCGGUAUUUUCUACAAAAACUACACAACGACCCCUUUUACACCCGCUCUUUGACAGUUCCCGUCAGGCGCGAACACGUCUUUACAGAUUCUUACCGUGUUCUGUAUGCAAAAGAUGCUAAAGAGCUUCUUCAUGCAAGACUCAGCAUCAAGUUUGAAGGCGAAGAAGGCGUGGAUGCUGGCGGUAUCACUCGGGAGUGGUUUCAGGUUGUUACUCAUCAAAUGCUGAAUCCGAACUAUGCACUGUUUUCGCCUUCGCCUACUGAUCCGAAUACUUUUCACCCAAAUAAGACUUCUGCCGUUAAUCCUGAACAUCUUUCUUACUUUCGAUUUGUUGGAAGGUUACUUGGAAAAGCUCUUUUUGAUGAACGCUUGCUGGAUUGCCAUUUCAGCAAUGCUGUCUAUAAAGCUUUGCUAAACAAGCCUAUCUCGCUGAAUGAUAUAGAUUCGCUGGACACAAACUACUCCAAAUCGUUACACUGGAUGCUUGAAAACAACAUCACUGAUGUUAUUACGGAGACUUUUUCUGUGGAAACGGAUACGUUCGGAGUUCACAAGGUUAUUGACCUUGUCCCUAAUGGUCAAAGCAUAAACGUUACCGAAGAGAAUAAGCGUGAUUACGUUCAUCUUUUAACUGAGUACCACCUAAAAUCCAGUGUCCAGCAACAAUUGGAACACCUCAAGGCCGGCUUUUCCGAGAUGAUUGACGAGAGUCUUAUAUGUAUCUUUAGUGAGAAGGAACUUGAGCUACUUCUUUCUGGACUGCCAGACAUUGACAUUGAUGACUGGAAAAACAACACUGAGUAUGUUAACUACACACCAGCAUCGUCGAACAUUCAAUGGUUUUGGAGGGCUCUUCGCUCGCUCGGUAAGGAAGACCUAGCCAAAUUGCUUCAGUUUGUCACUGGUACCUCUAAGGUUCCACUGAACGGUUUUGCUGGCUUAAUGGGUACGACUGGACUGCAAAAGUUCUCCAUUCAUAAAGAUUACAGCACCGUUCCCGGAAAGUUGCCUCAAUCACAUACAUGCUUUAAUCAGCUCGACUUACCCGAGUAUGGCUCGUAUGAGGAGUUAAAGUCUGCUCUUCUCACGGCUAUUCAUGAAGGAUCCGAGGGUUUUGGGUUUGCAUAA